This is a messenger RNA of Lodderomyces margitis, 1068 nucleotides long. RefSeq lists its product as uncharacterized. The transcript has a single exon. Gene Ontology annotation, molecular function: low-affinity zinc ion transmembrane transporter activity. Lineage: Eukaryota; Fungi; Ascomycota; Pichiomycetes; Serinales; Debaryomycetaceae. The record is from RefSeq and is a predicted model, not a curated record. Bases 1 to 1068 code for a protein of 355 amino acids. Gene Ontology annotation, cellular component: plasma membrane. Gene Ontology annotation, biological process: zinc ion import across plasma membrane.
AUGAAUUACUUAGUCGCAAGACAGAAUAAUUACGAUACUUGCCUCGAUGGCAAUUUCUACAAUGGAAAGCAUUUUGCAGCCAGGGUGUCAGCUGUUCCCGUUUUGUUUGUGCUUUCAGUAGUGGGCUCGUUUGCCCCUUUGCUAGCUGCAUACUCCAAAAAGUUCAUGAUACCCGAAUGGAUUUUCAAUGGAAUUAGAUAUUUUGGAAGUGGAGUAAUCAUUGCUACCGGGUUUAUCCACUUAAUGGCUGAAGCAGCUGCAGCGUUGAGCAACAAGUGUCUAGGUCCUCCAUUUACAGACUACCCAUUUGCUGAAGGUAUAGCUUUGAUUGCCGUAUUCUUCAUCUUCUUUUUUGAUAUAGUUGCUCAUUAUAAACUAUCCAGCAAGGCAAAAGCCCAGAUCAAUAACGAGAAGCAUUGCAAGCUUCCAAUUGGAUUUGAAUCCGUUACUGGGGAGCCAUCAACCGAUUUUUGUCAAGGAUGUGCCUGCCCGGGUGAAGAAGAACUGCAAUCGAAUUUGUCAAACAAAUCCUUCGACAUAGAAAUAAAUGAGCGCAAUCUCACAAAACUUGAAAGCUUGUACCAGCAGAUAUUGAAUUGUGUUGUAUUGGAAUGUGGUAUUGUUUUACAUUCUAUAUUUGUUGGAUUAUCAUUGGCUAUAGCUGGGGAUGAAUUUGUUACGUUGUAUAUUGCCAUUGGAUUUCACCAGCUUUUUGAAGGUUUAGGUCUUGGCACACGUUUUGCAACCACACAGUGGCCAAUGGGAAAAAGAUAUGUUCCAUGGGUUAUGUCACUAGCUUACAGUUUGACCACUCCCUUUGCCUGUGGAAUCGGUUUGAUUGUUCGUGAAACGUACCCAGCAGGCUCAAGGACUUCUUUAAUCACUACCGGUACUUUUGAUGCCACUUGUGCUGGAAUCUUGAUCUACAAUAGCAUUGCUGAAUUGAUGGCAUUUGACUUUAUGUAUUCAGGUGACUUUAAAGAUAAUGGUAUUAAAAAGUUAUUGUUUGCAUAUAUUAAUUUGAGCUUAGGUGCAUUUGCAAUGGCAUUCAUUGGAAAAUGGGCAUGA